CAGAGACUCUGAAGGGGAAGCAGGGACAGGAACCCACUGGAGAUCUGAGCCUUUAGAGUCUGGAUCUGUGUCAGGGAGGAGUUUUCGUUCUUCCAUACUACAUGGCCACCGUCGCCCGUUGCGCACCUCUCCCCGCCGCACAGAGCGCACUUGUUGCGGAUCCGCAGUUUCAGCAAAGCGUGCAGUGGAGCCACACUUUAGUCCAAAAGAUCCUGCUCUCCAUCCCCGAAACGCACAAAUCCUGCAUUCACACAGAGACACUACGACUGAAUUCAACAGAAAAUGCAAAGCUUCAGCUUAUGGCAUCAAGCAUUGGAAUCCGCUCUGCACCUGCACUGAGGGUUGUGUCAGAGGACUUCACUGUGGAGACCGGUUUGACCCGGAUGUCUGAGGGUCUUCAGCUGCACCGAGACCUGCUGGCGUCUGUCUCACCUCGGCUCACUAACACGGGCAAAGUGGACGAGUUAAUGGGCGACAUCAAAGACCUGGUGGUUCAUGUCAACAAGAUGCUGAAAAUGGUCCGAACUGAAGUUACAGCCCAGCCCACUCCCACUCCUGUGAAUUUGCAAAUGCCAGGGGAAUAUGAAGUUCAGGUAGCGGCCCACCUCACUCUGGUUCAGCUCCAGACGUUUGGCCAGGAUAUGGUGCGCAGCUUGAGGAGCAUGGAACAGAACGAAGACAAGGAGGCAGAUGGCUGACCAGUAACGGACUGAGCUGUUUUACAUUUUUGGGGGUGUGUACAUGCUUUGUCGUGACGACAGGGUGGACAGAGUAGACAGACAGGAAGGACGGGGUUUGGAAAGAGGGGAUGACAUGGAGCAGACCUGAGAAGGGAUCAAAACCAGGUCUCACCAAGCCCACCGGGACACCCACAGUCUGCUUUGGACAUGUCGAAAGUACCUCAUUGGCUUGUUAUUAUUAUUAUUUUUUAACAUCUAUUUAUUAACAUGGCAUCUAUUUAUUAAUUUCGUUUAAACAGGUUUAAUAUUUAUGUAUUUAUUUAAAUAUUUAUUUAGGGUGACCGUUAGUGAUAAAGUUCAAUGUCUUCAACUCUGGCAACUUGUGUUUUAGCAAAGGUCUGCCAAAUUAUUGUUUUGCUUUUUUUUAUGUUUAUUUUAUAGAACUACAAUGUAUUUAAUUGUCACAUUAAUAAGUGGUAUGUACAGUAGCCCUGAGGGUCAAAACACAACAUUACAGAUGAUAAAACUUGUCAAGGUCAUGUAUUGUUUCUAAAAUGUUGUUCUGUGGAAUGUUUUGACCUUCAGGGGCCACCGUACAUGAAUGUAACAAAAUUGUCCAAAGUGUAAACAUUUGUUUUUUCAUAUUUCCGUUUUGGUAUAUUAUUUUUCUAUGAAAUGUGCAGAUUAUUUUCUCUUCCCUCAGUCAAUAAAAAGACUUUUCCCCCAGUACAGUACAGGUCUUUUUGUGGGUCUUUCUCGGGUCACACUGAUGCAUGACUUUGUACAUCAUUCAUGCAUCUCAUGAAUGAAAUCAUUCCUGAAAUUCCA
This is a messenger RNA of Sphaeramia orbicularis (orbiculate cardinalfish), 1508 nucleotides long. RefSeq names its product colony stimulating factor 3 (granulocyte) a (gene csf3a). Gene Ontology annotation, biological process: positive regulation of myeloid cell differentiation. Bases 102 to 698 code for a protein of 198 amino acids. Lineage: Eukaryota; Metazoa; Chordata; Actinopteri; Kurtiformes; Apogonidae. The record is from RefSeq and is a predicted model, not a curated record. Gene Ontology annotation, molecular function: cytokine activity. The transcript is spliced from 5 exons.